Molecule: messenger RNA, 1903 nt
Organism: Lentinula edodes (shiitake mushroom)
Lineage: Eukaryota; Fungi; Basidiomycota; Agaricomycetes; Agaricales; Omphalotaceae
Exons: 6
Coding region: 155-1903 (582 amino acids)
Biological process (GO): cytoplasmic translation
Cellular component (GO): ribosome
Molecular function (GO): RNA binding; structural constituent of ribosome
Source: RefSeq, a predicted model, not a curated record
AAACAGGGUUUGCCGGCUUUCGGCAUGUCACAUGCUCAGUCUGGUCGGCAAAGCGCUCGGUGGGAUCGGCUCCACCGGCUUUCAAUUUCACAUGCAUCCACUAUGAAUCUGUCCUUGAACAGUAUUGAACUUGUACCGGUACCCUCUACAUCAAAUGGCUGAUCUCAAAGUUGCAGGAUUCAAGUCCUCUGAACUAAUUUCCUCACUCGGCGCCGUCUUUGAAUCCUUCUCGCCCGCAGAGAAGACUUCGCAAAUUAAAAAGAUAAAUGGUGUCUUCGAAAUCGUAGUCAAGAAACCUCAAGGCCCGUCACCAACCGCUCAGGAAGCUAUUUGGACAAUUGACCUGAAGAAGGCAGGUAAGGUGACCAAAGGGAAAGCACCAGCAGGGACCAAAGCCGAUGUAACCAUUACCAUGGACGACGAGACGUUUGUUGAUCUGGCGUCUGGAAAGGUAUGCAGUUCAUUUGAGUUCGGUCCACAUCAAUGUGGCGCUCAUGCCCAUCGCCCUUCGGUGCAGCUCAAUGGCCAAAAAGCAUUUAUGUCCGGCAAGCUAAAGACAAGGGGAAACAUCAUGCUUGCCACGAAAUUAGAUGGAGUGUUAAAGAUAUUAAGGAAGGAGGUUUAUAUCAUUCACAAGAUGCAGCUUGGCCCGUGCAUGCAGGCUCGUACUGUACAUACCUUCUUUGAUGUUAUGAGGCCUGCAAUUCGCGUGAAAAUAAACGCCCAGCGUGCGAAUGCUGAAAAUCGCGAAUGCGACUUUUUGCACCGCGAAGAGGAUCACCAUGUUUGCCACUUUGCGCCGCUGAAAUCCCCUCUUACACGAACCUCCGUGGAUGGUCUUUUCCAAACUUACAAGCCUGUAACCCCUGGUCUUCGUCACUUAAAGCGACCAUUGAAUCCUCAUCUGUAUGCUGGGCGCCCUGUUCGUCUUCUUACAUACCCAUUGCGCAAAUCUGGUGGCCGUAACAAUACUGGUCGGAUUACUGUCAGGCAUAGAGGUGGAGGUCAUAGGCAGCGGAUACGUAUCGUUGACUGGAAACGAGAAGAAGGUGGAAUAUGGGAUGUUGUCAGGAUAGAGUACGAUCCAGGGCGCAGUGCCCACCUGGCACUCAUCAAACGUCGGGGAACACCGGAAUCUGCAGAAGCUUCUCUAUCAGUGGACUCGCAAGGGAGACCUGGUUGGGCUUACAUUCUAGCCACGGAAGGAAUGCGUGCAGGUGACCACGUACAGAGCUUUCGUUCUGGAAUCCCGCCUGACCUCGUACCGGGGCUGAAUCUUGAACUUCCUUCUUCGAAAUCAAAAUCCCAGUCUGACUCGUCUGACAAUGAGGACGCAAAUACCUCAUCCUCUCUUGCACUUGGUAUUUUCCGUGCACUCACUCUCAAAUCCGGAAACGUUCUUCCGCUUUCGUUGAUUCCUCCCGGAACCGUCGUUCACAACAUUACUCUUACGCCGACUGGCCCUGCUCGACUAGUUCGCAGUGCCGGUACUUCAGCUCUCGUUGUUGCACACGAGACUGCCGAACAAUCACCUUCUCCCACCCCUACUCUCUACACCCAGGUCCGGCUUGCGUCUGGCGAAAUUCGUCGUAUCCUCCAAAGCGCUUUUGCCACGAUCGGUACUGUCUCCAAUCCCUUAUGGAAAAAUCGAUCCCUCGGGAAAGCCGGUCGCAGUCGUUGGCUUGGAUGGCGUCCUGCGGUUCGCGGUGUCGCGAUGAAUGCAAAGGAUCAUCCUCAUGGUGGUGGUAGAGGUAAGGGCAAGAGUAAUAAACAUCCUGUUAGUAUCUGGGGCUGGGGUACAAAAGGAACGAGGACAAGGAAGCCUGGACCGAAAGGCCCGAAGAACAGUAAUAAGUUGGUGGUGAAGGAGAGGCCGAGAGGUGUCGACAGAAGGAAAAUCUAG